AUGGCCCCCCGUCGAUAUGCUGCAACCAGUCCUGUCCAGUCCGAUGCAGCCCGGGUCAAGGUAGGGCAGGGAUACGACUACCUCUUCAAGCUGCUCCUCAUCGGCGACUCCGGUGUGGGCAAAUCGUGUCUGCUCCUGCGGUUUGCCGAUGAUACGUAUACCGAGAGUUAUAUUUCGACCAUUGGUGUGGAUUUUAAAAUCCGAACUAUCGAGCUGGAUGGCAAGACCGUCAAACUUCAAAUCUGGGAUACAGCCGGUCAGGAACGUUUCCGGACCAUCACAUCUUCCUACUACCGCGGCGCACAUGGUAUCUGCGUAGUCUACGACGUGACAGACAUGGACUCCUUCAACAACGUCAAACAAUGGCUACAGGAGAUUGACCGCUACGCGACCGAGGGCGUGAAUAAGUUGCUUGUGGGCAAUAAGAGUGAUAUGGAGGAUAAGAAGGCGGUUGAGUAUACUGUUGCUAAGGAAUUCGCCGAUAGCCUUGGAAUCCCCUUCCUCGAGACAUCUGCCAAGAGCGCAUCGAAUGUCGAGCAAGCUUUCUUGACCAUGGCUAGACAGAUCAAAGAGCGGAUGGGCACGGCGACUGUCAAUAACAAGCCUACUGUGCAGGUUGGACAGGGACAGGGCGUGCAGUCCGGGUCUGCGGGUGGAUGCUGUUAA
Messenger RNA from Blastomyces dermatitidis ER-3, 666 nucleotides. Its product is annotated as GTP-binding protein ypt1. Lineage: Eukaryota; Fungi; Ascomycota; Eurotiomycetes; Onygenales; Ajellomycetaceae. Gene Ontology annotation, biological process: protein secretion; regulation of exocytosis. The transcript has 5 exons. The record is from RefSeq and is a predicted model, not a curated record. Gene Ontology annotation, molecular function: GTP binding; GTPase activity. Bases 1 to 666 code for a protein of 221 amino acids.